Caenorhabditis remanei is the source of this 534-nucleotide messenger RNA. RefSeq lists its product as uncharacterized. NCBI's taxonomy places the organism in Eukaryota, Metazoa, Nematoda, Chromadorea, Rhabditida, Rhabditidae. Gene Ontology annotation, biological process: sensory perception of chemical stimulus. Gene Ontology annotation, cellular component: membrane. The record is from RefSeq and is a predicted model, not a curated record. The coding region runs from base 1 to 534 and encodes 177 amino acids. The transcript is spliced from 2 exons.
AUGAAUUAUGUCCCAUUUUUCUAUAUGAUUAUCAUUACUGGAACACCAAAUGUCAUGGCGAUUACUCUAAUGCUCCUUUCUCAAAAUUAUAAUCAGAAGGUGACUAGGAUUCAUGAGAAAUAUGCACACCAGUCGAACUAUUCUCUAGCAGCAAGAUUCCAAGCGAAGGAGAACAUCAAGUGUUUCAAAAUGAUCAAGAAAGUUUUAAUCGCCGCAUUUUGCAUUGUUGUUUUUGGUUUCUCUGUGGCCAUUGUACUGUUCUUAAAUGUUUCCCCGCAAUUAGACACACUUUGGAACAUUUGUAUUCUUGCAGUUAUGAGUUUACCUCCACUUGUUAUAUGUCCAGCAAUCAUUAAUUCUGUCGAUUCGUUUCGUAAUUAUCCAUUUUUACCAAUAGAAUAUUUUCGUGUUAAACUGAAAAUUGGAGAGAGGGAAGUGGCUAUUAUACCAAGAAAAAAGAGUUCAGCAAAAAGCGACGACAUCAGGAAAGAGACAGAAACUUAUUUCAAUCAACUGGCAGCAUCCUGGAGAUGA